Messenger RNA from Acanthopagrus latus (yellowfin seabream), 2070 nucleotides. RefSeq names its product interferon-induced protein 44-like. The record is from RefSeq and is a predicted model, not a curated record. Bases 419 to 1267 code for a protein of 282 amino acids. The transcript has 8 exons. Lineage: Eukaryota; Metazoa; Chordata; Actinopteri; Spariformes; Sparidae.
UUAAGAACUACAAAUGAACUCAUAUUUUAGAGCAGUGAUUUAUUUUAGACAAAGCAAAUUUUACAUAUAAAAUAGCCAGCGGCGACAUUGCGCAUGCGCCAUACGCAGCAUGGACGUGAAGGGCUGUGUAAGUGUAAGAACAGUACGUGCUUUCACGGCAGAGUCUCCAAAAGUCUGAAGUAAAACCAGAAAAAGUCGCUAGAUUUGUCACUAGUCGCUUUUUUUUUUAAAGGAUUAUCUAAAGGGGUCUUAAAACUUGCAAAAAUAUAGCGACAAAGUCGUUAAGUUUGCAGCACUUGAGUUGGUCUGCAAUCAUUUGAAAGUGAAACCAAAGUCUAUAAAAAAAUAAAAGUGUCGGCACAGUCCCAACGCAGUAUCACACUGACCAGAGCCACACAAAGGUAUCUGGACAAAAGCUAUGGGGGGAGCGUUUUUCAGUCAGCCAUGGAGGACUGUGCCAAAUACAAAUCAGGAAAACCUUGAUUUUAUGGGAAAUUACAAACCUCAUAACUAUGAAGCCACCCACCUCAGGAUUCUGCUUCAUGGACCCGUUGGUGCCGGCAAGUCCAGCUUCAUCAACUCUGUUGACAGUGUUUUAAAAGGCAGAAUUACCAGUCAAGCUCCGACAGAUGCAACAUCUGGGGGCAGCUUCACAAUGCGGUACAAAACGUACAAAAUCCGCCAAGACAAUGGGGGCAUGUACUCCUUCGUAUUGAAUGACCUCAUGGGGUUGGAGGAACGAGCUAACACUGGAGUUCAUAUGGAAGACCUCAAACUGGCCCUGAGCGGACAUGUGAGAGAAGGUUACCAGUUCAAUCCUAAAGUCAGAAUGCAGAAGGGUGAUCAAUUUUACAACCCAUCUCCCACUCUGAAUGACAGAGUUCACGUCCUGGUUUCUGUCAUUCCUGCUGCCUCAAUAUCUUUGUUAAGUCAGGAAGUUGCCAAGAAGAUGAGAGAUGUCAGACUUGCAGCCAGUGAAAUGGGGAUUCCCCAGAUGGCUAUUCUCACCAAAGUCGAUGAAGCCUGUCCUCAGGUGCCAAAAGACAUCAGCAAUGUCUAUAAGAGCAAGUACCUGAAGGAACAGGUUGACAAAUACAGCGAAAUCCUGGGACUUCCCUUGAACUGCAUCUUUCUUGUGAAGAACUACGAAACAGAUAUCAGCACGAAUGAAGGGAUUGAUGCACUGAUACUGUGUGCACUGAGACAGAUGAUCAGCUUUGGAGAAGACUAUCUCAACAACCUACUAAUUGCUGAUGAUAUGCCAUGAGUAACUGUAAAUGAAAACAGUUCUGACAGAAUAUUGAGAUUGUUUAUUUUACUUACUUAGAAUUCACACAAUUUGUUGUCUUCUGGCUAAACAUCUGCUGUUCUGACAGCAGUUUCAAAGCUAAACUGAGUCAUGAAGCGGCCUGCAUAAACAGCUGAUACAUUUGUGGGAGUAAUUUAACGUCUGUCCAUCAGAGGGCAUGGCAGAGUGCAACUAGAGGGGCCUUUCAAUAAAAGUGAAAUGUUUCUCCUCCUGGAUAAUUAUGUAUAAUCGAUAAUAAUUAUUAUUUUACCCCACACUCUUUGUCUGAUUAUGUAUAUACUUAGGUCUGUAUCUCUUUUUUCAUGUAUUAUUUCUUUUUUUUAAUAACUGUACUUUAUGCUUCUUAUGUACACUGGCUUCACUUGCAUCUCAGUUGCAUUUGCUGACUUUGUUUCACCUGAAUUAUUAGAAUAGUGUUAUUUUCUCAUGAAAGGGUUAAAGUAAGACUGAGCAGCUUUUUUGUUAUUAGUACACUUUAUAAUUUUGUAAGUGCAACACAGUGUGCAAAUAAUCUCACAUUGUCGGCAUGACGUGACGUCAUCACGUGAUAUGGUCAACAACUCAGCUGUUGUGAUGGUGCCUUCAGGUACCGUCGAAAACAGGGCACUUGCAAGGAUGAAAAAAAUGUUACUCAAUAGAGAGGGGAAGUUCGUGAUUUCCCAUCACCGCCAAGGUGACAAGAUAUACAUAGAGCACAACAUAUGACAUAGGUAUAUUCGAGUGUAUUUGAAUGCGUCGCAAAUAAACACCCUAGACUGUGA